AUGGGGGUGCAAUCCCCUGCCUUUGUUUGGUGGCUCGGAUUCCUAAACGCCAACACCGACCCUUACCUCAGGUCUCCAUCCAAUUAUGGACUCAUGGACCAGAUAGCUGCUCUUCACUGGCUGCAAGAGAACAUCGCCUACUUUGGGGGCGACCCAGGGAAUGUCACUCUCAUGGGACAUGGAACCGGAGCUGCCUGCGUUCAUUUCCUGAUGACCAGUAGCGCACCAAAGGGACGGAAUGGAGAAGAAAACAUCUUGGAGCCGAAGGGCCACUAUAAAACAACAAGGGCUAUAUUGACGGGGCAAUAUCAACACGAAUAUAUCAACACCAUGCUUAUUCAAUUACUGACCGCACGCAGCGGAUAUUCGAGACCCGUUCGUGACGGAAUCCAGUUGGAGCGGUACACAACACACGCAAAUUGCUAA
This is a messenger RNA of Nezara viridula (southern green stink bug), 426 nucleotides long. Lineage: Eukaryota; Metazoa; Arthropoda; Insecta; Hemiptera; Pentatomidae. The record is from the annotation of a GenBank genome assembly.